CUACUCUUUACCUCUGCGCACCCGCCUUCUCUCUUUCUCUCGUCUCUCUUUCUGUGUCUUUCUUCUUCUUCCCUUUCUCCUUUCUCUUUUAAACCUCUCCCCCAAACACACCUCCUUUCUGCCCCUUUUCGUCCUUUUCCUCAUCUUCUUCGGCCUCCUAAAUCAGUCGGCUCACCUGCCUCCAUGUCACCAUCGUCUUCUCCAUCCCCUGCGACCCCCCUCCCUCUUUCUCUCUCUCUCUAUAUAUAGGUAUACCUGUCUCGUCCCUACUCUCCUAGGGUUUCGCAGAUUCUCUCAUACUCAGUUUCGUUUUCUCUCUGCCUUCGAUGCCUGGGACUUCGUGCUCGGUUUCUCCAUAGAAUCUCUUCGGGUCGCGGAUGAGGUACUCUUCGGUCUUAUCCCUAAUUUUCAAGAAUUCCUUUUCCUUCUCUUUUUCUCCCCUCGUGGAAUUGUUGUCAAUUCGAAUUUUCGCUCUCUUUCUUCUGAUUUUUCCUGAUUCGUUUUGUAUAAUUAGUCGCAAUUGUUAGGACUUGGCUUUGGUAGAAGUUCUUAAUUUUGAUAUUUUCUCUUUAGGGUUUUGAGUUGGCUCUGUCCACCAACGGCUGCGAAUAUGUGAAACCGGUUAAUUGGAGCUGUAAUUCUGGUUUAUUAUAGCUGGGGUAGUUUUCUAUUUUUGGAUGUUUCAUGGCGAUUGAAAAGAAUAGCUUUAAGGUGUCGAGGUUUGAUACGGAGCUUUCGCCUAGUAGUGGGGAGACUAUGUCCAGCGAUGAGGAUGAGCUUCAACGGCGUAGCUCGGCGGUUGAAUCGGAUGACGCUGAUGACUUUGAUGAUGCAGAUUCUGGGGCAGGGUCCGACGACUUUGAUUUGUUUGAAUUGGGAGAAACCGAGGCAGAGUUUUGCCAAGUUGGGAGUCAGACUUGUAGUAUUCCAUUAGAGCUCUGUGACCUUCCUGGUCUGGAGGAUGUAUUGUCGGUGGAUGUGUGGAAUGAAUUGUUGACUGACGAGGAGAGGUUAAGUCUCACCAAGUUUCUCCCGGACAUGGACCAAGAAACGUAUAUGAUUACUCUCAAAGAGAUUUUUACGGGUUGCAAUUUGCACUUUGGGAGCCCAAUUAAGAAAUUGUUUGACACCUUGAAGGGAGGUUUGUGUGAGCCAAGGGUAGCACUUUACCGGGAAGGUUUGAAUUUCUUUCAGAAGCAGCAACACUACCAUCUUUUGAGGAAUUAUCAGAACAAUAUUGUGAGUAACCUUUGUCAGAUAAGGGAUGCUUGGCUUAAUUGUAGGGGAUACAGUAUUGAAGAGCGGCUCCGCGUGUUCAAGAUAAUGAAAAGCCAAAAGAGUUUGAUGUAUGAGAAAGUGGAAGACUUUCAGUCUGAUUCAUCAGAGAGAGAGUCAGGUGAACGUUUGUGGAGCAGAAACAUCAAGGACAGGAAAGCUGCAGAGAAAAUGUGUCGUCAUUCUGCUUCUGGAGUAGGCACAAAUCUGGGCAUUCCUUCACGAAGACAGUCGAUGACUUUGGAGCCAGAAAAAAAAGGAAAGCCGAAUGCAAAAGGUAUAUUGAAGUUGGCUGGGUCGAAGCCACCAUCAGCUAAGGAUUUAGCAGGCCGCAAUCCUUCUGUUUACCAUGGUUUAGAUAUAAAUUCUGGGCCAUACGGUUCGGUACCUGCUCUUCCUUGGCAGAAUAAGGCUGUGGGAUAUGAUUCGGCAGCGGCAUUCAGGCCAAGGGAUAAGAUGAGAAUCAGUCAUGAUUCUGAAGAAAUGACAUAUGGAAUGGCUCUCUUACUGGAUCAAAAUGUCCCACGUGGCAGUGUGAUGGAGAAAUCUGGGAUUUUGAAAGUUGGAAAGAAGCGUGGGCUUUUAAGAAAUGAUGACAGUUUUAUGGCUGUGCCUUUGUCUUCAAAAAGUGAGUCAGUUGCCUAUAGUAGGAACAGGAAUUCAAGUCAAUUGUCAGAGGUAAAGGUGUUGACUGCAAAGCCUCCUAAUAUGAAAACCUCCUAUGGCUUUGUUAAGAAUUCCAGGUAUACCGAUAAUGUUCAGCAAUUCUCAGUUGGGGCUUCAUCUAAAGGCCGGGAUGUGAAAGCAAAUAGAGUUGGCUCAUCAGAUUGUGCCGAACGAUUUUUGCAUAAGAAAACUCAGGGGGCGGCUUUUGCUAUGGAUUCGUCGUUUAGAGCUGAUGAUUGGGAUGCUAAAAGUAAAAGAUGGAAGACAAAGCGGGAGUCUCCUGAUCUGAAUUACAAGUCACUUAGAACUUCUUUACCACAGAUGAAUGAAAGAUAUUCACUGUCUGAGUUGAGAGCAGAACCAUCACAAGAGAAGAUUAAAGGUAAUUUUGUGCAGAAUGGGACGGGUAAUAGAAUGUUGAUGAAAAGUUCAGACUCAGAAUCAGACUCAUCCGAACAAUUUGACGACUACGAUGCGGAUACCAAUCCUUUAUUAAGAAGCAAGUUAGCUUUCCCAGUUGGUGUUGCAGAAGGCUCUCGAUUUAAGUCGUUGCAGUCUGGCCUAGAUGCUAAAAGGCCCAUAUUUGGGAAGAAAAACAUGAAGGAGAAUGUACGGGAUGUUGGAGGGACCAUGCAUCCUUCAAAACAAAUUGGUGGGUUUAGGAAUCAUGGGCAUGUGCCAGGAGUAAAAAACUACACUUUGAAGCGGAAGGGUAAGAUGCGGGAUACCAGUCCCUUGUACGAUUCUGCCACUAAGUCUUUUAGAGACAGCUACGUUUCGGGCUUGGGUAAGUUUAAUCAUGAUAGUAGUAGGAAACAAGCACACAAAUUUGGAAAGAAUGGUAAGGUACGUGGGGAACAUGUUGAAAGGUUACACACGUCCUCAUUGAAGACUCACCCUGCUGAGCGGAAGCAGAAAAGAGAUGUUGGCCGUGAUUAUUUCCAUGAUGAUGUUGCUGAGGAUGAUCCACUUGAUAAACAAUUGUUGGCAGAUGAAAAAGCGAGGGGUAGAUUUGGGAAGAAAGGUCAUGGUAAAGAAGCACGUUUAAAUGAUCAUAAGGGAAGACCUGAGGCUCCAUUAACAGGUUGCAAUUCAGUGACAAAGAAGCGGAAAGGAAAGGAGGAUAUAACAAAGAUGCAUGAAAGAGAUGAAGAUGGUGAUCUACAGUCUGAUGCUCCAUGGCAAGUUGAUGAUUCCACUCAUCUGAAGAAGAAAACGAAAAGGAAACUAGACCAAGACCCUGGUAGUUCAGACAUGGAAAACUCUGCGCCACGUGUUGCAGAAAUGGGAGCAGUGGAGAUGGAGCUGGAAACCAAACUACAGAAAAAACAAUUUACCCUCAUUACACCUACAGUUCAUACGGGCUUCUCAUUUUCUAUUAUACAUCUUCUUUCUGCAGUUCGGUUGGCAAUGAUUACUCCACUUUCAGAAGAUAUAGAGCUUGGCAAACCCCUAGAGGAGCAGAACAAAAAUCACAAGGAAAGUGUUGAUGGGAUUCCUUCUCACGAGAAGGUGGAUGCCAAUGUCCCAGAGCAUGGCAAACAAGGGAAUCUCACUGUUCAGGAGAUUGUUCAUCGUGUCAGGUCGAACCCUGGAGAUCCUUGUAUCCUUGAGACUCAAGAGCCACUUCAGGAUUUAGUGAGAGGAGUUCUGAAGAUAUUUUCAUCGAAAACAGCACCUUUAGGAGCAAAAGGUUGGAAGGCACUUGCAUCCUAUGAAACGUCUGCAAAAAGUUGGUCCUGGAUUGGUCCAGUUUCUCAUAGUUCAUCAGAUCACGAAACCAUUGAGGAGGUGACAUCUCCUGAGACUUGGAGUCUUCCUCAUAAAAUGCUGGUGAAGUUAGUUGAUGUUUUUGCUAACUGGCUGAAAAGUGGUCAGGAGACACUUCGACAAAUAGGGAGUCUCCCUGAACCGCCUCUGGCACUGAUGCAGAUCAACCUGGAUGAGAAAGAACGGUUCAGGGACCUGAGAGCUCAAAAGAGUCUUAAUACCAUUAGCCCAAGCUCUGAAGAAGUCCGUUCCUAUUUUCGUAUGGAGGAAGUUCUUAGGUAUUCAGUUCCUGACAGGGCCUUCUCUUACACGGCAGCUGAUGGUAGAAAAUCCAUUGUUGCUCCCUUGAGAAGGUGUGGUGGAAAGCCUACUUCAAAAGCUCGAGACCAUUUCAUGCUUAAACGUAACCGACCACCACAUGUUACUAUUCUUUGUCUUGUGAGAGAUGCUGCUGCUAGAUUGCCUGGAAGUAUUGGUACCAGAGCAGAUGUUUGUACGUUGAUUAGAGAUUCCCAAUAUAUUGUGGAAGACGUGUCUGACGCACAAGUUAAUCAAGUUGUUAGUGGGGCCCUGGACCGUUUGCAUUAUGAACGUGAUCCUUGUGUGCAAUUUGACGGGGAAAGGAAAUUAUGGGUUUAUUUACAUCGGGAAAGAGAAGAAGAAGAUUUUGAAGAUGAUGGUACUUCAUCUACGAAGAAAUGGAAAAGGCAGAAGAAAGAUGCUGCCGAGCAGUCUGACCAGGGGGCAGUGACCGUUGCAUAUCAUGGUAAUGGGGAUCAAACUGGAUAUGAGUUCUGCUCUGAUCUCAAUGUAGAGCCAUCUGAUAAGGGAAUGGAACUUGUAGAGAAUGAUGUGAGACAAAAUGUGGAGGAUAAUGUUGAUAUGAAUCAUGGAUCUGAGCACAGUGACACUCAUCAGGGUCAUCUGCUUUGUGAUGAUAUUGGCUUAAAUUCUACACGAGACAAGAAAUUAAUCUGUCAAGAAAAUUCCAUAAAUGAUGAUUUUGAUGACGAAAUAUUUGGGAGAGAAAGGCCAGUUGAACUCCUUAGUGCAAGCUUAUUGUGAGGAAUUAUUCAGGGUGGUCAUCGACUUGCAUUAGAUGAUGGCAGCAUGGUAAUCCCCAGCCAAGGUGCGUGUUAUACAUUGAAGGUUGUUAGAUGUACAUUGAUGUCAGAGGAAAUGUAGAAUAGAAACUUGAUCUUCUUUGAGGCCAUUGAAUAUAUCCCGUACAGAUGGAUAUCAAUAUGCUUCAGCUUCUACCUCCAAAUAUUGCAUUUUUGCCUGAAUGUCAUAGAACAUUUGAAGUAUAUAGGUUCAUUUUGUAUAUCAAGUUGAGGAAGCUAGUCAAUUCGGUAUUUGUGUGGUGCGGCA
Messenger RNA from Juglans regia (Persian walnut), 5082 nucleotides. RefSeq lists its product as uncharacterized. The record is from RefSeq and is a predicted model, not a curated record. The transcript is spliced from 2 exons. Lineage: Eukaryota; Viridiplantae; Streptophyta; Magnoliopsida; Fagales; Juglandaceae. Gene Ontology annotation, cellular component: Ino80 complex. Bases 685 to 4776 code for a protein of 1363 amino acids.